Molecule: messenger RNA, 4761 nt
Organism: Nicotiana attenuata
Lineage: Eukaryota; Viridiplantae; Streptophyta; Magnoliopsida; Solanales; Solanaceae
Product: putative pentatricopeptide repeat-containing protein At1g68930
Exons: 2
Coding region: 8-1459 (483 amino acids)
Biological process (GO): RNA modification
Molecular function (GO): protein binding; RNA binding
Source: RefSeq, a predicted model, not a curated record
UUCAAAUAUGUGCACUCAAUCCUAUUCCCAGUAUGAAACAGGACCAAACUUCUAUUCCAUCACUAACAUCUUUCACCAUUUUUGCAACUCAAAGAAUCUGAGAGCCAUUAAAGUAUUUCAUUCACAUCUAAUUAGAACAGGAUUACUCUUUAUCUCCCCUAACUUUCAGUUCAAACUCAUAUCUACUACAUGCACAACUACUUCACUUCCCAAUGGUAAUAACCUUAAAACCUUAAUCAACUUCUUCAAAUUCCUCAAACCCAAAAACUCUUUGCUCUUAAAUUCAAUUCUUUCCCAUUUUUCCAAAAAUAGGUUUCAUUUUCUUGCUCUUAAAACAUUCUCUUUCAUGCAUUUUAGUGGUAUUGACAUUGAUUCAUACACCUUGUGUAGCUCCAUUACAGCUUCAUCUGCUAUUAAAGAUGUAAACUUUGGGCAAAUGGUUCAUACCCUUGUGUAUAAAUCAGGUUGGAUUUCUAGUGUUUAUGUGGGGUCUGCUUUGGUUGACAUGUAUGUUAAGUCGUUGUGUAUCAAGAAUGCAGCUAUAAUGUUCGAUGAAAUUCCUGUGAAGAACACAGUGUGUGUGAACGCGCUUCUUUCGGGCUAUUCUGAGGCUAAGAUGUGGAUGGAAGGAUUGGCAUUAGUUAGGAACAUGCCGUGCUUGAAUCUAUCUUGGGAUAAUUUCACUUUUUCAGCAGCUUUGCGUGCUUGCGUUGGGCUCUCUGCAUUUGAAUUGGGUAAGCAAGUUCAUGGAUGUGUUAUUCGAAAAGUUCAUGACUUGGAAUCUGAUGUUUUUCUUCAAAGUUUGUUGAUUGAAAUGUAUGGCAAAUGUGGGUCAGUGGAGAAGGCUGGGCAUGUAUUCGACAUGGUCGGCUUUAGAUGUGAAGAAAGAAAGAAGGAUGUUGUUCUUUGGACAUCAAUGCUUGGUGUUUGCGGAAGAAAUGGGAAAUUUGAAGAAGUGAUUAGUUUGUUCAAUGACAUGGUAAUGGAAGGAAUCAAACCAGAUGGUGUAGCAUUAUUGACUGUUCUCUCCGCUUGUAGUCACACUGGCCACGUAAAUCUUGGAAUGGAGUACUUUGAAUCAAUGGCAUCUAAUUACAAUUUGGAACCCAGCCCCGAGCACUACAGUUGUGUGAUUGAUUUACUGUGUCGUGCAGGUGAGUUGGAUAGAGCAUGGAAACUAAUCAACGAGUUAUCUUACAAUGAUAAUGAUAAUUUCACUGUUACCUUGUGGGGAGCCUUGCUUAGUGCCUGCCAUAACUUUGACAAUGUUGAACUAGGUAAAUUAGCUGCUCAAAGGGCAUUGGAUUUGGACCCUCAAAAUGAUGGGGUUUAUGUUCUGCUAUCGAACAUGUAUGCCAGGAAUGGCCUGUGGAAUGAAAUUGAGAUGUUGAGGGAAGAGAUAAAAGAGAAGGGAUUAAAGAAAGACAUAGGACAUAGUUUGGUAGAUAUCUGUAGAUGAGAUAAAAGCAAUGGUCAAAAAUACACCGCAUUCUUCUUCUCAAGGAUUCGUGUAGCUAAAAGAAAUGUUUUAAGAGGUAUUACUGGCACAGAUUGUGAGGGUCCUUGAUGAUUCUCGUUGUGUAAGAUAGAUUGCGACAAGUGAUUAGAGCAUACUAUAAGUGCAGUUAUGAUGUUCAAGGUGGUUCACACAUGGAGUGCUCCUACAAGUGUGUAGCUGAAGUUAGAUUUUUCAAAGACCAUGUUUCAACGUGGACUAGUUUCUUGUGUGCGACUGCGAGCAUUUAAAGCAGUAGAGUGCGGGGAGUAACCUUUAAAUCCAAAUAUUCCAGGACAAAGGAAACCAAAAAUAUUCAUCAAAUUGACAUGAAGCUAAAUAAGGAGCUCGCUGGGGCAGAGGAGUGCCUCUCCAUCUCAAUGAAGAGCUACUUGAAAGAAACCUUUACUCUGGAGACAUUCUUCAAAUUCAAUUUUCAUUGAAGCUCUUAAAAAUUAUGUUGGACUUGAGGGGAUGAACCGAUUUCUUAUUUGUGAAGUGACAACAGAGAAAGAGGAUUUGGGCUGUGCCAUGACUUUGAUAUGCUCGGACUUAUGAGCAACGUAAGCGAGAGUCUAUAGUAGUUAAAGAUGAUGGAAUUACAGGUGGGCAGGGAGGAGGAAGGAAUUAGAGGAGAUAAAGAAGAAACUAUGGCAAUUCAAUGUUAAAAUCUGUGGGACACGCUAGUCGCCAGGGCUGCAUGAAGUGCACAAGAUGGCAAGAACUAGCUCAUCUGGAAAAGUAACCAUAAUUCUUUAUAAGUUUCCUCAUAUUUGAAGCAUAAAGGUUACAACUAAAUAUCAGGAUAUAACUUUAAGUUUCCUCAUAUUUUGAAGCAUAAAGGUUACAAAAUAAAUAUCAGGAAAUGACUUGCUUUUAGUUCUUAACUUCAUGGUCAAGAAUCAAAUGAAAUGGGUCCUACUAAGAGACCCACGGACAUAUAAGGCACAGAUGAGCCAUGUGAAAGGAAGUCCAAACCAUAUUCAGUGAUACGAAAUAUCCUUGCCUCCUCAGUGAAGGAUGAAUUUAUUGCUCGUUUUUCGUCAUUGUGCAUUGAGAUUCAGUUGCUAAGUUGUGGAAUGACUGGAGGAUCACUAAUAGUCAGAAAAGCUUUAAAACAAUGGCAAUGGAAAAGUUGUGGAAUCUGAUAGUUAUGCAUGUGUAAAGUGAGCCUUGUGGUUCAGUUGAACAUGCUCGGCUUUCAAGGUAUAUCAAAACAGAAUUCAUGAAAUAAAUUGGGUAAGAUCUUCUAUAACAAUGUAUCGACUAUCGAGAUGGAAAAUGAGCUAUGUUGUUUGAAGAUUUCCAGAUAUCUUCAAGUAGAGUACCAUUACCAAUGCAUAUUUCAUCAAAAUAAAGAUUGUACCUCAAAAGUUUUUCGCUGUGACAUGGUUUAUGUAUAUAGUAUGAUAAUCUGAAGAUAUUUACUGAUGGUUUAUUUCGCAUCUGGAGGUGCAAGUUCAUACUGCAGCUCUCAGAAGGUAGUUUGCAGCUCUCAGAAGGUAGUUGAGCUUGAUAGAUGGACAGCAUCUACAAUUGAAACCUGCCUCUGAUUGUGAAUUUAUUAUAACUAUAUGUACCGUGAUUUUCGUCACUCUGCUAAGAGCUCUGAUGUAAGAGGUCUUUUCAAUUUUAUCCUGAUACAGUUUUACUGCACCACAGGGAGUCGUGGGAAAGAAUUACAGUUUUACCAAUCUUUGAUCUACUAUGAAGAGAGUUGUCUUAAAAUGUUUCUGAGUAGAGUGAUAUAGAGCUUACUCCAUUAAUUGCACUUUGUAGCAUAGUGAAGAAAUUUGCUUUCUUUUAUCUCAUGGAAAAUAAUUGGCUGCAUUUGAUACAGAGCCUCAUCUGGAUGUUGCCUUCUGUUAAUAUAAAUUGAUUCAAAAGUAAAUAGAUCACCUGUGUUCUGCAAGCUUGGCUAUUUCUUAAUAGGAAGGAUAGUAGUCUUGUAUGUUUAGGUUCAGGUGAAGAGAAAUGCAAAAGAAAACACUGUAUUGGUUGGUCUCAAAUGUUUGAAAAAUACAUAUGUAAAAUGAAUAUUUUGCUGAAAACAGGUUAAUGUGUAAGGUUGCGGGUUACCAAAAGAAAGAAGUCUCAACAUAUGUGAUUCUCACGUUCUUGUUAGCAAAAGUCCUAUUUUAGUCAGUCGCACAUGGUUGCAUAUCUGAUCGUCUAUCGGUGUGAUGGUCAUAUGUUGCAAAGCUCUAAAUUCAGAGAAGGUGCUUGAGUAAAAGCAAUGAUCUAAGAUUUUAAGCAACUUCAGAAACUUAAAUGUUUUGAAAGUUUCAUGGUUUUACUGUUUUUUGAGCUCCACAACUUUGCGAGGGUCACAUGGCCCAGGAGUUGUGGCGGGUGCUCAUCCGUUGCAGAGGUGGAUGCACACAAAGGAGGUGCUGCACCUGCAGAUGACAAUGCCCAUCCGAUGUGGCUCAAAAGUAGCGUGGAGAGCAGUCCAAUAGAUUUAGAAGUUUCCAGAAAUGCUCAUCUCAUGUAGGAAGGUGAUAGAGUGCACAGGGUCUCAACUGAGCUCUUGUAAAAACGAACAAUUGAAAGCAUAGUUGUGCAUAUAAGAUUUUGUUCUUUCCUCACACGUUAAAUGUUCUCUUUGAUAAUCUACUAAAUACUUGGCCACUUUGGCUUGUUUGGACUACCAAGCUUUUUAGGGAUUCAAGUAUUUAGCUUGCACACCUGGGGGAGAGACUGCUCAGUGCCUAUGAUGAGAGUUUUUUGUUUUUGUUUUUUUUGAUAGGUAAUAUGAGAUCAGCACCUAUGAAGAGUAGUCGGCUUGGUUGCUGCACGGUUAUGUUGGAGAGAUUCAAGGCUGUGACAAUAAGGGCUUUACAAUAUUCUUUACUAAAGGGCAGCCCGGUACACUAAGCUCCCGCUAUGCGCGGGGUCCAAGGAAGGGCGGGACCACAAGGGUCUGUUGUACGCAGCCUUACCCUGCAUUUCUGCAAGAGGCUGUUUCCACGGCGCGAACCCGUAACCUCGUGGUCACAUGACAAUAACUUUACCAGUUAUGCCAAGGCUCUUUACUACUGGAGUAAAACAUAUUUGAAGGGACAGACUUCAAGAGUAACAUGGCAUUGAUGUGGUAUAGAGAAGCCUGAGUCACCAUCAAACUCCAAAUAGAAGAAAAUUGUGGUUCAUAAUUAGCUUUAGGCACAUUCUUUUAUUAUUUUUGUCAUUCUUUUUGUUUUCUUUAUCCACACUCAUUAUUUCUUGGAGAGACACUCUUGAUCAAUCUUGUGUACAUUCGGUUUUCA